This is a messenger RNA of Gryllus bimaculatus (two-spotted cricket), 5368 nucleotides long. The record is from the annotation of a GenBank genome assembly. NCBI's taxonomy places the organism in Eukaryota, Metazoa, Arthropoda, Insecta, Orthoptera, Gryllidae.
GUGACCGUCGUGACGUAAGAGGACUGAGGCGUGUUAGGUUUUCUGAGAUGUUUUGCAAAUGUCAGUUCCGUAGGAAACUCAUUGUAAAAUCAGUUUCCUUGAUGGUUAUGUCGAUGUUUACCUGGUGGGGCUGAAUGCCCUCCACAGCUUGUAUUCGGUCGCAAAAUUUGAAUCCCUGCGAAUUAUUUUCGGUUAUUUGCAGAAUUGGAUUGUCACAUAAGUUUGAAGAUAAAUAGAAUUCUGCUGAAUACCGAAAUUCUCUCACUGAAUGUUUUCAGCAGAAAACGUAAAUUUUUAUCGGGAUACUUCUCAUAUCCUAUGGAGAUGGAUUCGAAUGAAGGGAAAAAUACAGAAAUGUUAGCAGAAAGUAGCUGUGAUGAUAGUCGGAACAGCACACAAACAAAACUCUUGAAGGAAUAUGAAGAGUGGGCUAAAUUGAACAGCAGUCUUCUUACUCUUUCUUCAGAUGGUGUAUGUGAUGAUGGAAGAAUUUAUUUGAAGUUUACUAUGGGUAGAAAUAAAACUUUCACAUUAUUCUGCCCUGCGUUGUACCCAAACCAUGAAGAUAAUGUAUUUUUUGUUGAAGCAACACCAUCACUUCAGUUGUGGUGCAAUACAAUAAAUGAAUUUAUUUUAGAUUCUGAUUCACUAUUAUCUCUGGAGACAAUAUUGUAUAAAGCUGCAGCUUUGUACUACAAAAAUGUUCCAAAGUCUCCGUGUAAUUCUUCUUCGGAUUCAGAAGUUGAAGGUGAAGAAGACAUGAUGCUAGGUGAGGAGUCAGAUGAAGAAUGGGAAUAUACUAUUUCUCAAAAGAAGAAACAAUGGAGAUUGAAAGAAGCCCUUGUGCGAGCAGUUACAAAUCAACCUAAGAUAUCUGAUAUGUUUGAAGGGAGUGUGAAAGAUCAUCCCAAACAAGUUUUUAGUAAUUCUGGAGCAUCAGGAAUCUUAACUAAUGAUUUGGUAGCUUUAAUGAAAUCUGCAAAACAGACUGGAAUUAAAGUAGAAGCUGUGGAAGAUAAUAUUUAUCGCUGGUAUGUGUUUUUAUCUUCAUUUAACCGUGAUGGUAAACUUCAAGAAGAUCUCCACCAACUUCAACAAAAAUAUGGAUACAAUUAUAUCCAGUUGCAGCUUGAUUUUACUAUGGAUUUAUAUCCUUUUUAUCCUCCAAUAAUUAAAGUUGUACGGCCUAGGUUGCAGGGAUCAAUGAUGUUAAGAGUUGCUAGUUUGGUUAAACUGUCUACUUGGAAUCCUGCAAGAGAUAUGAAAUCUGUUCUGGUAGAAAUUAAGGAAUAUCUUGGCACUUGGGCUCGACUAGAUGUUAAGAGUGAACGCAAUGACCUUAAGAGAUUUCCACAUGGCUCUUACCUUGACAUUGAAAAUCAUCUUCUUUGGUUAGCUUCUGUGAGUGAAAUCGCACCAAGAGCUUGUUUAAGAUAUCCAGAUAUUGCUCGUGAGUUUACCUUUUCGCCCGUAAACAAUGAGAAAUCAAAGAAGCCUAGCAAGAAUAUAUUUCCAGCUGGUACAGGUUUUAGUUCUGAUAUUCAUACUGGAUGGGAUGUAAAUGCUUUUUUGGCAGCCCAGAGAGAAAAAGAUAAACAGGUGGAAUGUGUUCUUCAGAAUAUUCUCCAGGAAUUGAAGACAGGUUGCAGUGCUAUGACCAAUGGAAAAACAGGAUGGUGUAAUAAAGCAUGGGGAAUUGAUGGUACUUAUAGCAGCUUUUCUGUCCCUUCUUGUAGUUCAGCCAAAGCAUCUGAUAGCACAUCUAACGAUAGCUGCAGGGUUAGCACAACAUCAAAUCACGUAACAAACAGCGAAAAAAAAAGUGAAGAGAAAAUGGUUGUUAACGAUGAAGUAGAUUGCACUUCUGCGCAGAAUGGGAUAAAUUCUACCGAUUUAGAAGAUCUCUUCAGUGUGUUAGAGGCGUCUACUCUUGUGCCUUUCUUAGUGAAGAAGUUGCAAGUGGACAGUUUUCUAGAAAUCUGCCAGCACACCUCUGUUUAUCAACGUGUUGUAGAUAUUAUCAAGGAAAUAGCUAGAUAUCCAGAACUUGUUCCCUUACUUUGGAAUCUACCAGAACAGAAGCACUCUAUUUACAGUUUAGUUCACAGAUUGGAAGAUCAAGCGAAGGUAGUCCUUGCAAAAGUAGGUAAAACCUCAGCAAACGGCAACAUUCCCAAAGGCAGCAAAGGUGCUAGUUGCUCAUCGGUUUCGAGUUCAACACCUGCGGUUUCCGACCAACAGCAAUCAGACGAUGAAAAGUUGGCUCGUGAUUUCUAUGAAAUGAGCCAAGCUGUGGAUGUUGCUUUACAAGAUCUGGGACUUCUGGCUUCACAGCCAGAGUUAGGAGCUUUGUUACCUGGCACUAGUCAGGUAUACACCAAAUCUUUAGCUCAGUCUUAUAAAGAAGCGCUCAAGGACAUGCAGUUCCUCAGCUGUGACAUUGAAGUGGAAGGUGCAAGUGCACAUCACUUCAGCUCCGAUUUUAAAAUGGCCCUCCCUCCAAAUUCUGCACAGGUGAUGAGGAUUGCUCAAGAAAUGGCUGCCUUGUCAACCGCUCUGCCCCUUGAUCUCGAGUCUGCAAUAUUCAUUCGCACAGAUGACGCAAAAUGCACAUUGCUGAGAGCACUUAUAAUAGGACCCGAGGGCACUCCAUAUUCAGGAGGUUGCUUCCAAUUCGACAUUUUUUUCCCAUCACGAUACCCAUCUUCACCGCCAUUAGUGCACUUUUGCACCACCGGCUUGGGCCAGGUUCGCUUCAAUCCCAACUUAUACGCCAGUGGCACAGUGUGUCUGUCAUUAUUAGGCACAUGGAAAGGUCUUCAAGGUGAACACUGGAAUCAGACCUCCACAUUAUUGCAGGUGUUGGUGUCUAUACAAAGUUUGAUUUUGGUCCCAGAACCAUUUUUCAAUGAACCUGGUUACGAAUCACUUUUGGGCACUGCGGAAGGUAAUGUUACAAGUAAGGCAUACAAUAUGGAGAUUUUGCAACACACAAUAAAUCACGCAAUGGUGAGCCAGCUGCGGAGGCCUAGUCCAGGUUUUGAAGAUGUAAUAAAUACUCAUUUUCGCAUUAAAAAGGAUCGUAUUUUGCAGGAAAUCAGAGGUCGAAUGGAUGGGGAAAAUUCACCUGCACUGGAAAAUGCCUUUGACGUUUUACAGGCAGAGUUUGAGAAAUUGUCAAGUGCUCCUAGUUCCAGCCAGAAGGCUGAUGAUGAAAUGCCUUGACCUCCAUUCCCUGAUAGAUGUUUAUUUAAUUGUGAUUUGUCAACAGAACUGUGAUAACAUUUGACUGAAGAAUUAGGUAUAGUUGUUAAAUCUGAUUGGACUAGAUAUCAGAAUAAAAUCAUAAUGGCAUAAUUGCAGAAUGCUAAGGUAGUAUCCACACUCGGAAAUCCUGAUCUGAUCAUGAGCUGUCAUUUGUUUGAGGUAUGAAUUAUGAUGAAAGGAUUGAUAGAAUGAUUAUAAGAUUGUUGUAUUAAGUGGAGGUCAGCUCAUCCCAUUUCAGUGUAUAAUUAAGCAAUCUUAAUGUCCAGAAUGCAGUGGUAUUACUGUUUCCUCAUUUUGAAGAGACCCUAUUCUGACACUUGGCAUUAGAACUAUCAAAUAAUAUUUUUUACAUUGAAGAUUUUGUUUUUAGUUCGUCAAACCAAAACAUAAAUGAGAGUGAUCUGCAUGAUGUUCAGAGUGUUGAGAAGUAAAAGGACCUAUCUUAUGAAAUGACUGCCACAGAAGUAUAUUCAAACAAAUAAAUCGAUUACUUCCUGGCCCCCACACUUCUUUUUGCAACUUAAUGUGACAGUCGGUGAUCUCUCUAUAAUGCCUUUGAAUCAAUAUUUAUACCAUCUAACUGUAUCCCUGCUAGUUAAAAAUGUAAGAAUGCAAAUGUAGUAAAGAAAUGUUUAUUUUUUGAUCAUGGUGCUUAUUGGAGCAGCAAUGUGCAACAGCACACAGUGCACAAAAUGUGCAUUAAUGCUUUUGAAUGCCUGCUUUUCGCAGGUUUUGCUUUUUGUACAUCUCUGUACCUGUGUGUUGUCUCAGUGUGUUAGCAGUUUUUUUGGAUGUCAGUGUCUUUUGCCACUGCUAUAUGUACUACCAUGUAAGGGUAUGUAAUGCGAAUUUUUGGAAUCAAAUGUUUAGUGCAAUGUAGUUCAUGUGUUUCAUGACAAUCUUUUCAUAUUUGCUUCAUAUUGCAUUUAAUGUACAGACUAGCAUACUAAUGAGCGAUGAAUGCUCUUGUACCUGUUGCUUACAAAGUUUACAAAUGUAUGCAAAAUAAUGUGUACACUACGUUCACUUACAGUAAGGAUUAUUCUGAAAAAUACCUGAUUUAUGUCAUUGUUCACAAGCUGUUCUUUGUGAUGUAAAUCUUGAAUAUGAGUUUGUUCUAACCUUUUUAGAAAUGGUAUUUCAAAUAAGCAUUGACUGGCAGAAGCCAGCCUAUGACAUCUAUGAGAAUUAAAGAUCCAUUGAUUGCAUUGACAAAGAACAGAACCAACAAUUCUAUUUUCAUGUUUAAUUAUUUGUUUAAAUAUUAAAAUUAACUAACCAAUUCAUGUUUCAUUCAUUUGUAUUAUUGAGAAGUUUAUUUUGUAUUUGAAAAAACAACUAAUAUUGGAAUUUUGGUGUUUCUUUUAUUGUUAACUGAUACAUGAAAAUCAAGUGUUUUAAAGUGCUAACUAUUUGAGGCAACCAAUAGCAAUUAGGUUGUGAUUUAAUGCAUGAAACAUGAAAUGAUCUUAAGUUAUGCCAUCAAAAUUAAAAGUAGAAGAUUAAUGAUUCAUGACAGAUAUCUUCAGACAAGAUUUUAUCAUCAGUAGUACGUACAUCUUGUUAGCUUUCUUGCAAAUAAUUUCAUUGUUCAGUCAUGUUGCAUUUAGAUAUGUUUAUAAAUGUUUUCAUAAAAAUAACUUGUACAUCUGAAUAAAAUACAGAAUUUAUAAUGCAGUAUAUUUUUAAUUCAUUUGCACAAGAAUGUACACAAUUAAUGUAUAAAAACCAUUUAUAUUGCAGGUAAAGAGGUAGUAGUUUGAAAUCAUAUUAAAAUUAUUUUUGUUUAAUAAUUUGAAAGUCUAGUGAAAUGAGUAGGAUAAUCAGUUAAUUUUCCUUAAUUUCUUCUUUGCUAGUUUUGAAACCUACACAUUUUACUAUUUUGAUGAAUUUAACAAUGAACAUCAGUUAACCUAUACUUGAUAUACUUACUACAACGACCAUCGACACUUCAAAUGCUGUGGAAUGUUAAUGUUUGUUACCUUUGUUACAUACUCUGCCUACCUUACUACUGUAUUAAGCAGUAUAUCGAGACGAUCUCUAAAUUGAUUUCAAAGAACCUUCAUUCUUUCAUUAAAGCUGAAAAAUAUAUAACCUGAAC